This is a messenger RNA of Dichotomopilus funicola, 1209 nucleotides long. Its product is annotated as hepatocellular carcinoma-associated antigen 59-domain-containing protein. The record is from RefSeq and is a predicted model, not a curated record. Lineage: Eukaryota; Fungi; Ascomycota; Sordariomycetes; Sordariales; Chaetomiaceae. Gene Ontology annotation, cellular component: spliceosomal complex. The transcript is spliced from 3 exons. Gene Ontology annotation, biological process: mRNA splicing, via spliceosome. The coding region runs from base 1 to 1209 and encodes 402 amino acids.
AUGGAACCCAUCAACGCAGAACCGGAUGCCGCUCCCCCAAUCCUCUUCCGCCCGGGCAAGAAGAGAAAGAAUUACCGGCAGCGCGCGACAGGAGAGACAGACAAUGCGAUUGACAGCAACACCACCGGCGAAGCCGAAACCGCCCAAGCACGAGUCUCCGCCGAUCCUCCCCCAUCAGGCAACGACAGACCGAUGACGACCGUGGGCCGUGGUGGUUCUAGCGAGCGCGAAGAAGGGCUAUCCGUGUCUGAGAUACGGCGUCUACGGAAUGCUCGCAAGCAUCGACAGGGUGGCGUCGGGUUCCGCGCCAGCCCGUCCGGCUUCGCCGGCGACGGCGUGACGAACGAGGAGAACUCCGAACGGGGUGUCGUUUUGCACGGGAACGCAGACGCCCAGCAAGGCGCCGAAGCGGCUGUCAUCGGUGGGAUCUCCAGGCGGUUUGCGCCACAGACGGGGUUGGUUGGCGAAUUGGUCAACAGGCACAUGGAGGAGUACGUAGAAUCCGAGUUGGCUAGACGCAAGCGGCACGCCGCAGAAGCCGCGGCCGCGCAGGAAGCGUUAGAACAACAACAGCAGCAGAGCCGCGAAGACAGCACGACGUCGACGACCGGUGACGGCCGAAGCGGGACCGGCAGCGGCCCCCUGCCGACCGGGCAAAUCGACUCACAACGCGUGAUGCAUGGCCGGCUGCUGGAGAUCGACCUCGGCGACGAGGCGCGCGCGCGCAACAUCGAGAUGACGGAACGUGCGAGGCGACGACUGCAGGGUCAGAUUGAAGAGGAGGAACGGGAAGAGGCCGAUGGCCGGCAAAAAAAAGUACGGCUGGGGCGGGACGGGAAACCGCUGCGGUCGAGGAAUCGCCGGGGGAGUGAUGACAUCCAGCGCGAUAAGCUGGUGGAGGAAUUCCUCAGUGAGAACAGAAUCGACAUGUACGAUUCGCCAUCAGACCAAGCAGCCCAUCAGACGACAUGGGAAGAAGAAGACGGGGCAGCGGAUGACCGCAUCGCGGAGGAGUUCCGGCGCGAUUUUAUGGACGCAAUGGCGCAGCGCAACCGACGAAGGCGGGCAACCAAUGCGCCCAAACCAGGACCUCCCAAGAACAAGGACGAGAUUCUUCGUGGGCCAAAGCUGGGAGGGAGCCGCAACGCAAGGGCAGCGAUGCGGGAUAUCCUGUUGAAGGAGCAGGUCGCCAACAAGGGGAGACGGUGA